Xiphias gladius (swordfish) is the source of this 4990-nucleotide messenger RNA. RefSeq names its product intermediate filament family orphan 1a (gene iffo1a). The record is from RefSeq and is a predicted model, not a curated record. The transcript is spliced from 10 exons. The coding region runs from base 540 to 2504 and encodes 654 amino acids. NCBI's taxonomy places the organism in Eukaryota, Metazoa, Chordata, Actinopteri, Istiophoriformes, Xiphiidae.
ACUACGGUCAUUACGGUAGCGAAAGCCGCCCGGUGCUCGUCUCUCAGAAUCAGUACGGUAACCUGCAGCCGCAGUCGUUCACUGGCGUUUAUCCCCGAGCCCCUGCUGCACCUCCGCUCGGCACUCGGCUCGGGCUGACUUCACCUCAUCAUCAUCAUCAUCAUCAUCAUCAUCUGGUGCCCAAACUGCGCGUUCCUCCUCCGCUGACGGCCGGGCGCGUCGCUCACACUUCACUGAAGCUGCAGAUCUUCACCGUGGGCCGCUUUAUUCCGAGGCUUAGGAUACGCAGUCUUAUGGCCGUCGCCGCGCGGUCGCCCAGAAACCGGUCCUGCGUAAAAGUAAACUCAGGAAUCUAAUUUUGCUUCAGGGACCGGCGGCGUAGCUGCGAGCUGCUCUGCGUAAAGGUGAAAUCAGGAGAAGGACCCCCCCACCCUAAAAACAAAAAAUCAAAAAAAAAAAGGGCUGCUGGGCCUGAUUCUGGUUUGGGACAGUACUCAGAUUUCAUACCUGCAGGGGUAAAUCUAUAGAAGUCUGGGUUCAUGCCGGAUUUCGAGCACUUCAGAUUUUCCUACUCAAGAAUGAAUCCGGUCCUGGGGGAGAGCGGCUUUCUGGCACCACAGCAGCACCACAACCAGAUGACAGGCCAGACCGACUCUGCCGUCCUGGAGCCUGGUUAUUUCCUCGGGGACCACGCCGGGUUCGGUUCUGAUGGGAUUCCUGGGCUGGACCUGGGCGCCCUGCCACCAUCGGGCCUCGCCUACCUGCACCUGAGCAGCCCCCUGCACCGCGUGCCCCCGGCGGCCACUGCACUGCGCAACGACCUGGGAUCCAACAUCAGCGUGCUGAAGACCCUGAACCUGCGCUUCCGCUGCUUUCUGGCCAAAGUGCAUGAGCUGGAGCGCAGGAACAAGGUGCUGGAGAAGCAGCUGCAGCAGGCUCUGGAGGAUAACAGUGGAGCGGAUGGACACCAGAAGCCACUGACCAAAGACAUGGGGGUCCAGACUGGAUUUAUCGGGUCCAUUCCAGCCAGACCGGGCCUGAUCCCGCUCCACAAUGCCAACAACGCAGCCUACCUGCCGGGCGGUCUCCUCUCUCCAACCCUGAACCCUCCUCCUCUCUUUGACAACAAACACAUGCUGGAGACCAACCUCAACCCAAUCCCAUUCUCCACGGAUUCAAACUCCAACCUCACCACUUACGGGUUCUCCAUCAGCCCAGCUCUGAGUCCCAGCGACCCGUCCGAAACCAUCACCAACAUCAACGAGAAAUACGCUGCUCACAACGAGACAAACACCUACGACGUCCCCCCUCCUCCGCCACGUUUCCUCCCCGGGACGAUCUGGUCCUUCAACCACACCCGCCGUUUUGGCCACGGGAGAGAGCCGUGCGUUACGGGGCCCGGGGUCUCCUGGACGCACCCGGACGGUGUCGGCGUCCAGAUCGACACCAUCACACCGGAGAUCAGGGCCCUGUACAAUGUGCUGGCCAAGGUGAAGAGAGAGAGAGACGAGUACAAGAGAAGAUGGGAGGAAGAGUACACGGCCAGAAUGGACCUGCAGGAGAAGGUGGCGGAACUGGAGGAGGACCUGCAGGAGAGUGAGGUGUGUCAGGAUGAGUUGGCUCUUCGGGUCAAACAGCUGAAGGCCGAGCUCGUUCUCUUCAAAGGACUCGUCAGCAACAACCUGUCAGAUCUGGACAGUAAGAUCCAGGAAAAGGCCAUGAAGGUGGACAUGGAUAUCUGCCGGCGCAUUGACAUCACCGCCCGCCUCUGUGACGUCGCCCAGCAGAGGAACUGCGAGGACAUGAUUCACGUCAUCCCGCAGGUGGCCACGCCCCCCUCCACUCUGAACCGCCGGGCCAGGAAACAGAACGGGCAGUCGGCGAAGGGCGGGGACGGAGACGAACCGAACACGUCCGAGAGCGAGGGGGGCGGCGGCAGGGACGAGGAGUUGUGCAGCACCUCGGCCAAUCAGAUCAACGAGCAGAUGCAGAAGAUGCUGAAUCAGCUUAGGGAGUGUGAGUUCGAUGAUGACUGUGACAGUCUGGCCUGGGAGGAAACAGAAGAAACUCUUUUGCUGUGGGAAGAUUUUUCUGGAUACACACUGGGAGUUGAAACACAGGGAGAGCAGGAGGAGUCCAUCGAGAAGGUGAUUAACGACACCGAGUCUCUGUUCAAAUCCAGAGAGAAGGAAUACCAGGACACCAUCGACCAGAUAGAGCUGGAACUGGCCACAGCGAAGAGCGACAUGAACCGCCACCUGCACGAGUACAUGGAGAUGUGUUCGAUGAAGAGAGGGCUGGACGUCCAGAUGGAGACCUGCAGGAGACUCAUCACACAGAGCGGAGACAGGAAGUCCACCUCUCUCAUCACGCUGACGGUCGACGACCCUGACGGCGAGGAGAAGGAGAGGAAGAAGUCGGCUCUCCCUGCCGACCCGGAGAGCGGCGGCUCUUACGGCGACGCCGACGCCGCCAUCCCUGCUAUGGCCUGGAGGAAACCCUAACACACACCGCUGGUACUCCGAAAUAAUGUCACACCGAUGCUCUCUCUCUUCCUCCAGUGCCGUUUGUGAGCCUGAAUUUGUGGAAAACCGUGAAACUUCAACGUGUCUGCAAUACGUCUGAGUGGUUUUUGUUGACAUAAGGUAGAAUUUAUUUUAAAAUCAUCAGAUGUAAAAGGUACUUUUCUUGAUCCUGCCUAUCCGACGAUGAUCGGUCACUUUUACUGGUCACAAACUCAGUCGACGUGACAGAAGAUUUAGAGCAAAAAGGUGGAUUUAUGUUCCCUGCAGGUGGCAGGAAACUUACGCCCACGUCCUUACACAUAAUAACAUCAUUUGCUUAGAACAAGAGGGAAAAGAAUUCACUGAUUUUGCUUCUGUUUUCCUGCGCGACGCGAUGAACAGGACGCGUCUUCUUUUAGUUUGCACACGGAUGUUGCCGUUUAGUGCAGGAGCCAAUUAUUUGCACAGUUUCUGUAAAAUGAUGCCUUUCGAGUGUGAGCACAGAGAGGAAGCAGCGCACUAGGAAUUAGUUUGCACAUGAUAACCUGUUGGUUACAAGAGUUAAGAGCUGUUAUUAUAAUGAAAUGUUUGGUUUUUUUAUCUUAUUCGUAAUCUUGUGAUGUGCAGCAGGUUUCACAUGUUGCACGUGUGACAGAAGCGCUGUUCCCCAUUUCCUGGGACUAUACUGUAGGUGCAGUAACUAUAAGGGGAAAAGUUAAUUUCGCAAAGAAAUCUCCACUUAUCAAAGCCCAACUUGCCUUAAAUAGAUAUUGGAGAAAUAUGACAAAGUUACACGUAUGUUUAGCGUGUUUCUUAUUCAGAUAAUAUCCUGAAAAAUCAUUUUUAAAAAAGGUGUAAUCCUCCUGUUUUCUAUUUAAUGUCACAGUACGCAAUAGAAACUGCAUUAUUAAUCAAACAAAAUGACGUUAAAGAAUAUUCUAAAAGUUGACUUUUGGGAACUCGACCUCGGAUUUCUGAAUCUGAACGACCAAACAACACUCGGAACGUCCUCGGUAUCGUGUUAGAGGCUGAUUCUGAUCAUCUUUGGAGUCAGAAUCAUUCAAUACGACUAUUUUUAGGUUAAACAAUAAAUCAACUUACAAUGAGAUAAAAGGGACUCAGCAUUUCGCCGCCACAUUUAUAUUCCUGGCAACGCGGAAAAUUCUUUCAAACAGCAUUUAGACCAUGGCGAACGGAGAUACGGGUGACAGAAAACAAAACAAAAAAUAAAAUCUAGUAUACAUUCUUUUCGGUUUCUAGCCAAACAUCUCUCACAGAGGUGGGGUUGCACUGCGGGAAUGUGGACUGUUUCUAAAAUCCUGACCCCACCGUCCGUGUGAUUCUGUAUUAAUCCACUGUGGUUGAGUUCAACAGUCACAGGUAAAAGAGAGCUGCCAACCCUUCUUUUUUCUGAGAAGGGUUGGCAGAAGGACCAUGUCACCUCGAAUCUGUACCACAUACUGCUGCAGCGAAACGUUAGGCCUGUUGGAAAGACGAAUCAAACCCACAGAACCGACGUUAAAGCCUAUGAUUUUAGUCUUUUUGUUGGUAAAAUGGAGAAAAAAAAACAACUAUUCAGUGGAGUUAGUUCUGAAAAUUUGAAGAACCCGUGUCACAGCUGAGAUGGAUUUUCCCUCUACAUUUAAAGAGAAGGUGUCACAUUUUUUAGACAGAAGCCAACCUCCAUGUUAGGAUUUCCUAUCAAAUGUAUCAAUCCAUUAUCCAUUGCCCUCAAAAUCACAGUCUGUUAUGUGUCUGUGAUUUUGAGAAAUUCAUUUUUAUUUUUUAUUUUUUCCUCGAGCAAGAGUGAAAACCUAUUUAUAGAAGUCUCUGUCCUCAGAAAUGUACAGUUUGUAAAGGCUAAAUACUGUAUGUAAUGUACCUAGCGAGGCUGUGUGUAAAAGCCUAACUAAUAAUGCUGUAAGCUCCGUGUUCUUACCAUGUACAUUUAGCUAAGGCUGGAGCAGUUUAAGAGUUCAUUUACACCAUUGCUGUUGCUGUUGAUUGAUCCAUUAGUAAUAUCACGGCAGUAGAAGUGGCAUCAGUGUAGUUUAAAAGGGGCUUUCUGUCUUCAGUUGUCGUUUCAGGGCAAAUGAUGCACCUCCAGAAAUGAUUAAACUUGAAGUGACUUUCUUUGAGUUAACUUUUUAGUUUCCGGUUUGAGGACUUGUACAUAUUGUAUUUGUGUGCGUGUGUGUGUGGGGGGGGGGGCGAAACACUCAAAAAGCCUAAAAAUCCUGGUUUUAAAAUAAGUUUGUGCCCGUUUUUGUCUUACUCACCGUUGACAUGCCGCAGUGAAUGUUCUGGAGUUAACGGUUCACCUCUUCAACCGCUGCCACGUCUCUGAUUAAAUGAAUGUCUGCUUAUUCAGUAACCUGCCAUGUUGACCACAGAAAACACAGAUCCAUCAGAGGAACACGUUUAGUUUUAGUCCUGAAGCUUUCUUCCCCGAGAACGUUUCCAAUUGUGUCGAUACCAAAAAAAAA